Messenger RNA from Arabis nemorensis, 516 nucleotides. The record is from the annotation of a GenBank genome assembly. NCBI's taxonomy places the organism in Eukaryota, Viridiplantae, Streptophyta, Magnoliopsida, Brassicales, Brassicaceae.
AUGAAAAAGAAGAAAGAUAUUGUUGAAUCAAUUAAUGAUCCCGAUUGGGAUAAGGAUAGCUUUGAUGGCCUGGAAUAUCAUCCCUCUGAUGAUGAUAGUGAGUAUAUCGACGAGGACUUAGAGAAGAGGACCCGUUUUUACCAUCGCACGGUCAUCGAAACCAAGGGUUUCUUUGAGCCAUCGGAUGAUCUCCCACUUUGCCUCUGGGCUGGAAUUUCUGUAGUUUGGGAUCUGGAACAAGAAGUUCAUGAAGGCGUGACAUGUCGUCAGUUCUUAGCAGACAUGGCUUCUCUGUGCCUUGAAAAAUAUAACAAACGAAAGGGAUUGAAUGUGAAAUUCGAGCAUAUCUUGAGGGCUAAUUUCUACCCAGGGGGCUUCACAAAGUACUACAUUACGUUUGCUGCAAGAGAGUCUGAUUCUUUUGAUGCACCUUUAGUGGAGUAUCAAGCUAAGGCUGGGAGGUCUGCAGGCAAGACUUAUCCCAUCCUUUGCAGACCAAGUCCUACACCAAAAUAG